This is a messenger RNA of Vespa mandarinia (Asian giant hornet), 1955 nucleotides long. RefSeq names its product enoyl-CoA delta isomerase 1, mitochondrial. The record is from RefSeq and is a predicted model, not a curated record. Gene Ontology annotation, cellular component: mitochondrion. NCBI's taxonomy places the organism in Eukaryota, Metazoa, Arthropoda, Insecta, Hymenoptera, Vespidae. Gene Ontology annotation, biological process: fatty acid beta-oxidation.
UCAAUAUAGAUUUAUGAUGUGCUUCAAUCGAGAAUUCUAAAAUGGAGAAAUCUCUAUGCAGCUAAAAAGAAUCUUUUAACCUAAAGGAUUUUUUUAAUCUGGUCCACAUACACGUGAUCAAUGCAACAAAUUUAGAAAAAUAAAUGAAAGGAAGAUAGUGAGAUUCAAAUGCGUUUUCUACCUAUAUUAAUGAAUGCGCUUAAUUAAUAUCUUCAUACAUAUAAUAGAACAGGCAAUCGCAAUUAGAGACAUGAUAAAUUCUCCGUCUCCGCAAAGAAAAAAAAAGAAAAAAUAGAAUGGACCAAAUUGAAACAUCAAAGAAUCCAUAAGCUUUUUCUCUAAUAAUAUUUAUUGAAAGCAGUGUAAUAUUAAACCAAAUAAUAUAGGUGCUGGAUACAUCACAGAUCUUUUAAGGUGCCUUCUCUCUGUUUGUUGCGGUAAAAAAAGAUUAAAACUAAUAAAUCAUAGACUGCUCAGUUAUAAUCAGUCUAUAAAGAUAACUUUAUUUUCUGUAGCACUACAAGUCGUAGCGCGUAAUCUUUCUGAGUGCUACCAUUAUUUAAUAUUUAAGACAUGAUUGAUAUACGAUACAUUUUUGAUGACUUUGUUUCUCGAACAGUUUUCAAAUUCGACGAACGAAAAACAUAUUUGUGUCGGACAAACGCGAAUAUGAUAACGAGAACAAAUGUUUAAUAUGCCUUUAUAGGAGCACAUAUAUAAAAUAUAAUCUAAGAUCUUGUGUAAAUAAUUGUAAAGAAAAAAAAAAGGAAAAAGUAUCGAUGUGUCUUUCAUCGUAGAUUGAUAAAAUAUUGAACGAUUCUAUAUUGAUUCGUUCGAAAAUAAUUUGAGAAACAAAGACCCGCAUAGUGAAGUUAUGUUCCAGAAUACAUGAAAAGAGUGAUUCAAUCAAAAUUGUUGAUUGUUAGCAAAAUGUUGGCCCUUGGAAGAUUUUUUAUCAAACAACGAUUUAUCAGAAAUUAUGCAUCUGGAAAGAAACUAUUAGAAAUAGCAGAAGAUCAAAAUACAGGAAUACAUAUAAUAUCUAUGGCACGACCUCCAGUUAAUAGCUUAAACCUGGAGUUAUUAGAAGAAUUGAAAACAUCUUUGAUAGAAACCCAGAAAAGCAAUUGUAAAGGCAUUGUUCUGACUUCAUCACUAUCAACAGUUUUCUCAGCAGGCUUAGACAUUAUGGAACUUUAUAAGCCAGAUAUUGAGAGAUUGACUGCUUAUUGGCGUACUUUGCAAGAUACAUGGAUGACUUUAUAUGGCUUAGAAAUACCAAUUGCUGCUGCAAUUAAUGGUGCUAGUCCUGCCGGUGGAUGUUUACUAGCCAUUUCUUGUGAAUACAGAGUUUUUGUUGAGGGGAAACAUACCAUAGGCUUAAAUGAGACACAAUUAGGUAUUGCAGCUCCACAGUGGUUUAUAGAUCUAUUUGUUAAUACCAUUGGUUAUAGACAUGCCGAAUUAGCUUUGUUGAGGGGCACACUUUUUUAUCCUAAUGAAGCAUUAAAUAUUGGACUUGUAGAUGAAUUGGCAAAUGACAAAGCAGAAGCCAUUAAAAAAUGCCAAAAGUAUAUAUCUUCUUAUGACAGAAUACUUAAACAAGCUAGAAAUAUAACAAAGUUAAAACUUCGUGAAAAGUUAAUUUCCUGGCUACAAGAACAUCGAGAGAUUGAAUUAAAUAAUAUUAAACAAUUUAUUCAAUUAGCAAAUAUUCAAAAAAGUCUUCAUGCAUACAUUGAAACAUUGAAACAAAAAUAAAAACAAAAUUAAAUAUUUUUUAUGUUACUAUGCAACAUUUAUUAUAAUUAAUAUUUAUAAAUAUUAUAAAUAAUAUUUAUAUAUUAUAUAUAAAUGAUAUUAAAAUAUGAUAUUAUUAAGAAUCUUUUAUUAUAAAUAUAAGUAUUUAUAAUAAAUAUAAGUAUUUUCUACUUGAACAUACUGUUUGAAUGAAA